AAUGAGGCAAGGCCGACCGAGGACCCGGAUUCCAAUCCUGCCCCUCGCCCGGAUUCCCGGGUGACGUUGGGCACGUCGCCCGGGUCUCAGUUUCCCCGGGUCUAGACUGAGAGAUCUCGAAGGCGCCGUCUGGCCCCAGCUCUCCCUGACGACCGAGAUCCCGAGUUCUCACAUGUUAUAAACUGUCGGACACCAUUGAAGUGUUGGCUUUGCUGAAUUGCUUUUUUCCUCCUUUUUAAUUUGGUAUUUAUAAGGUAUCUAACGAGGGAAAUGUAUUUUUGUGUUUCGGAAAUUAAGAUUUCUUCAACCCCUUGAGACAGUUGGAGACACUGUGGGGUUAUAGUGAAACCAGAGUUGGAAAUCACUUGUGCAAGACAAAGAACCACUUGUUCUCUGCCAUAUCAGUUGAUUCCAGGAAGAUGACCCGCAUCUCACAAUAACACUUAGGAAUACACAUGAUACUGAAUCUUAUCACUUAAAUUGACACGCCAAAAAAGGAUGGCUUUGAAUAAAUCAAUGCAUGCAAGAAACAGGUACAAGGAUAAGCCUCCUGAUUUUGCAUAUCUGGCAUCCAAGUACCCAGAUUUUAAACAGCAUGUCCAGAUAAAUCUGACUGGAAGAGUGAGUCUUAACUUCAAGGACCCUGAAGCUGUCCGAGCUUUGACUUGCACUCUUUUAAAGGAGGACUUUGGACUUUCCAUUGAUAUCCCAUUGGAAAGGCUCAUUCCUACAGUUCCACUGCGACUCAACUAUAUCCACUGGGUGGAAGAUCUGAUUGGCCCUUGGGAUGCAGCCCGGAGUGCCCUCCGCCGAGGGAUUGACAUUGGUACAGGAGCAUCUUGCAUCUAUCCUUUACUUGGAGCAACUCUUAAUGGCUGGUAUUUCCUUGCAACAGAAGUGGAUGAUAUGUGCUUUAAUUAUGCUAAGAAAAAUGUGGAACAGAAUAAUUUAUCUGAUCUCAUAAAAGUGGUUAAAGUACCACAGAAGACACUCCUAAUGGAUGCUCUUAAAGAGGAAUCAGAGAUCAUUUAUGAUUUUUGCAUGUGCAACCCUCCCUUUUUUGCCAACCAGUUGGAAGCCAAGGGAGUAAACUCUCGAAAUCCUCGUAGGCCUCCCCCAAGUUCUGUAAACACUGGGGGUAUCACUGAAAUCAUGGCAGAAGGAGGUGAAUUAGAGUUUGUCAAAAGAAUUAUCCAUGACAGUUUGCAGCUGAAGAAAAGACUGAGAUGGUAUAGCUGCAUGCUUGGAAAGAAAUGCAGUCUGGCUCCGUUGAAGGAGGAGCUUCGGAUACAAGGGGUCCCCAAAGUCACCCACACUGAAUUCUGUCAGGGACGAACAAUGAGAUGGGCUUUGGCUUGGAGCUUUUACGAUGACGUGACGGUGCCUUCACCUCCAUCUAAGAGAAGAAAACUAGAAAAGCCUAGGAAGCCCAUUACAUUUGUAGUAUUAGCAACCACCAUCAAAGAGUUAUCCCUCAAAACUUCUGCUGUGGGCUCCGAGACUUUGGAAGGCAUAGCAGUUAUUACAACGUGGCUUGAAAAAAUCCUCACUGAUCUGAAGGUCCAGCACAAACGGGUGCCCUGUGGAAAAGAGGAAGUUAGUCUCUUCCUAACAGCCAUAGAAAACUCUUGGGUUCAUUUAAGGAGAAAGAAAAGAGACAGGGUGAGGCAGUUGAGAGAAGUUCCUCGAGCCUCCGAAGACUUCAUUCAGGCUAUGGAAGAGGAGAAACCUGUGCCCAAAGAGAUGGAAAAUAACCCUGAUUGCACCAAGUGCCCUGACGAGAGCUCCCCAUCCAGGCCUGCCAUGUGUGGAGCUGAAACGGCUUUGUCUGAAAGUCACCGCCCAGAUAAUAGCCAAGAACCAAUGGAGGAGGAAGGGCCUGAGAAAAAGGGAAGGACAGAGGUUUUAGAAAGUGUUAGGGGCUCUUUCUGUGCCACUGAGGAGCUAGAUUCUUCUGAAGAAGUUGCCAAUACAGUGGCUGAAAGAGAGAAGAAUUCUCAAGGGGCUCCCGGACAUUAUCUAUUCAAGUGUUUAAUAAACGUCAGGAAGGAGGCAAACGAGGAUGCAGUGGUAGAGAUGCAUUGGGUCGAGGGCCAGAACAGGGACUUAAUGAACCAGCUCUGUACGUAUUUACGCAACCAGAUUUUCAGGCUCGUUGCUAGUUAACCACAAACAAAUUCCUGGCACAGCUGGGUCAGUCAGAUGUAGGGCAGCUUGCCUUUUAGAACUUCUUUUUACUAAUUCAGGGGAAAAAUCAAUGACACGAGCACGAAUUUUUUUUUUUUAAGACAAUUCCAGUGAGUCAGCCUGGGCUGGAUUUUUUUGUUUUGUUUGUUUAGACGCAGGGAAUCGCUGUGAAGUGACACCGAAGGAAAUGUUCUGGAUGUUGGUGACAAUAAAAAGCUACCAGGAGGCUGGGACUGUGGACGGAUGUAAAUCUGGCUGGCUUUGUGUUGGACCAGCUCUCCAAGGCCAACAGGUUGUCUGUGUGGCAUCUGAGGUUUGGGUCAGGCAUCUUGUUCAUGUUGGCUGAGAUGGUGCCUUGGCCUGCAGGGAUAUGUGCAGUCUUCAGGCCUUCUCUGGAGACUACUACUUUAGAGAGGCACUGGAGUUUCAUUACCUCCACUCAAAAGACAGAUCGCUUAGCAGCCUCAAGGGCUGUGUUCGUGAGUCGCCAUCCCAACUAGAACUUACUGGUCUUCUGAUUGACUCUUCCAUCUGAGUCCCAUGGCCCCUCCCAUAUCUGCAAGCAGGAGCCCAACCUUAGGGGUCUGAUGGUGAGUUAGGGUUUGAUAGAGCACAGGAGCAAAGCGCUUCAGAUUCGUUCCCAGGAAGAUAGGCCUCAGCUUGGGUUUUCUUGGUGAUUAAAUUGGCAAGAGGCAUGUGCUUAGUGAGUAAAAGAAGAGAGUUAGGAUUCAUCUCUUUAACACUCUUGCCCCAAAACCUAAGAGUCAAGCAGAAUCCUUCACCCUUUCCCCUAACAUGUGUACACUGUUUUUUAAGCAGCAUCAAUUCCACAAUUCUGGAGUUAUUUCCAAAUGUCAGCGAAGAUUCAUUUGGUGUACACACACACACACACACACACACACACACACACACACACACACACACACACAUUCUUAGAAUAUUCAGAAAUGUAAAGGGUCAGUCCUGUUUCUUGUUGCAGGGAGCUGCCUGUGAUUGAUUUGAAGUUGUCAGAAAGUAGGAAUACACGUUUGUUGUCCAUUU
Molecule: messenger RNA, 3228 nt
Organism: Vombatus ursinus (common wombat)
Lineage: Eukaryota; Metazoa; Chordata; Mammalia; Diprotodontia; Vombatidae
Gene: METTL16
Product: methyltransferase like 16
Exons: 11
Coding region: 499-2166 (555 amino acids)
Biological process (GO): rRNA base methylation
Cellular component (GO): nucleus
Molecular function (GO): 23S rRNA (adenine(1618)-N(6))-methyltransferase activity
Source: RefSeq, a predicted model, not a curated record